AUGAGUGGAAGGGGAAAGCGCAAGUCGAGAGCCAAGGCGAAGAGUCGCUCAGUCAGAGCUGGUCUGCAGUUUCCAGUCAGUCGUGUUCAUCGGCAGCUUCGCAAAGGACACUACGCUAAGCGCAUAGGUGCUGGAGCGCCAGUGUACAUGGCUGCUGUGCUGGAAUAUUUGACAGCCGAAAUACUAGAGUUGGCUGGAAACGCUGCCCGGGACAACAAGAAGAUUCGGAUCAUCCCCCGUCACCUGCAGCUUGCCGUGCGCAACGAUGAGGAGCUAAACAGGCUUCUGGCCUGUGUCACCAUCGCUCAGGGCGGAGUGUUACCCAAUAUCCAAGCCGUGUUGCUGCCAAAGAAGACUGGAAAGGCAACCAGGGCCAAGUAA
This is a messenger RNA of Anguilla anguilla (European eel), 381 nucleotides long. Its product is annotated as histone H2A-like. NCBI's taxonomy places the organism in Eukaryota, Metazoa, Chordata, Actinopteri, Anguilliformes, Anguillidae. Gene Ontology annotation, cellular component: nucleosome. The record is from RefSeq and is a predicted model, not a curated record. The transcript has a single exon. Bases 1 to 381 code for a protein of 126 amino acids. Gene Ontology annotation, molecular function: protein heterodimerization activity; DNA binding; structural constituent of chromatin.